GAACUGGGACCCCCACUGGUGGCAGAAACCACGGAGCGUAGUGUUUGAUGAUGCACUGAAGCCAUACAGAUGUUCAACAGAGAUCUUGCUAACUCAACACAACCCAAGAGAUCUCACUAGCACUAAACUGUACGUGCACAAUUAACCUUUAUUCAUUUUCAGGGGCAGAGAAAUGUUUGUCUAUUUCAUGUAUAGAAUGUGCUUCAGACAAUAUCGUGUUUGGUGGUGCCUUUCCUGAUGAGGUGAGAAGUACGUAUUUGGCAGUCUCCUUCAUGAGAAGGUGGGAGGAGCCAGAGCUCUGUACAUUUCUAUAUAUGGUCACAUAUGGGGAGUAUAUACCAGUAUAAUGUACAGUAAUAUCCAGUAUGUACCGGACCCCUGUGCUGAGCAGCAGAUAUGGGGGUUGUCUAUAUACUUCUCCUUAUACAAGGGAUCACUGUGGAAAUUGUUUUGUAUCAGCCCCAGAACAUUGUAUCUGUGGAGGUUAAUAGGACGGCAGUCAUCACUUGUGUGUCCAGUGAAGUCUUAGAUGCCGGAUUAAAAAUUUCCUGGUAUCAUAGAAAAUGGAGAAGCAGUGAAGCCCCGAUACUGGUAAAGUCCUGCUCCAGUGAUGACGAUCCACAAAAAUAUGUCUGUAAGAAUGAGAAGUACAAGGCCUGGCUGGAGAUACAUAAUGUACAGAUCACUGACUCUGGAGUUUAUUACUGUAUGCAUAAGCACAUUCCAUAUUUUCCACAAUUUGGCAAUGAAACAAAGCUGAAUGUUAGAGACAAAUCCACCUCCAGAAGCUCUAUUCAUAUUCUUGGUCAUCUUCAGCCUCAGCAUUAUAACAGUUCUUUGCUGCUGGCUUGUGUAGUUUUAGUGGCUCAGAAUACAGUCCAUCUACACUGGAACAUCUCAGGAACAUAUUACAAGGGCCAGAUCAUCUCGAGAGAAAAAUCAAAUGGGACAUGGACUGUGAUUAACUUCAUCUCACUUCCCAAGGACAACUGGGAUCAUGGGGACAGGGUUACUUGUGAAGCUUGGAUAACAUCUUCUCCUACCAGUGUCCACUGGGAAAUACCAGGACAAGAUGAGUCCAAUGGAUAUGUUGCCUCUAAAUGUCAAGACUUUAUGAUACCGGUGGUGACUGCUGGGACUUUACUGGUGUUGACUUUGUUGAUUCACCUAAGCAGGACUAUCAAGCUUUCAGAUAAAACAGCUCACAAGGAUCCUGUUAUGGAGGAUCAAAUUGCAUAUGCCGAGUUGAAUAUAAACCGUCUUACCAGACUCAAAAAAACAACCCAAACUAUGAACUCUAAGAAUAUUAUAUAAAUUAUGGGAAAAUGCA
This is a messenger RNA of Bufo bufo (common toad), 1330 nucleotides long. RefSeq lists its product as uncharacterized. The coding region runs from base 397 to 1314 and encodes 305 amino acids. NCBI's taxonomy places the organism in Eukaryota, Metazoa, Chordata, Amphibia, Anura, Bufonidae. Gene Ontology annotation, biological process: cell-cell adhesion. Gene Ontology annotation, molecular function: cell adhesion molecule binding. The record is from RefSeq and is a predicted model, not a curated record. Gene Ontology annotation, cellular component: cell-cell junction. The transcript is spliced from 6 exons.